Messenger RNA from Pochonia chlamydosporia 170, 618 nucleotides. RefSeq names its product emp24/gp25L/p24 family protein. Gene Ontology annotation, cellular component: endoplasmic reticulum; endoplasmic reticulum-Golgi intermediate compartment; COPII-coated ER to Golgi transport vesicle. NCBI's taxonomy places the organism in Eukaryota, Fungi, Ascomycota, Sordariomycetes, Hypocreales, Clavicipitaceae. The transcript is spliced from 3 exons. Bases 1 to 618 code for a protein of 205 amino acids. The record is from RefSeq and is a predicted model, not a curated record. Gene Ontology annotation, biological process: endoplasmic reticulum to Golgi vesicle-mediated transport; intracellular protein transport; Golgi organization.
AUGCAUCUGCCUUCAGCUGCGAGGUCGCUGCUCGCUGUGGCAACGGUGGCCUUCCAGGUUGCCAGCGCACACAACAUUGUGUUGCCUGCCCACGGCAUCGAGUGCUUCCACGAGAACCUGCACCGCGACGACAAGAUGACCGUUACCUACCAGACUGGCGACCGGGAAUUUGGAAGCGCUGGCAACCUCGAUGUCGAUUUUUGGAUUCUGAACCCCAGCGGCGGCUACGAAGUUAACGAGAGAAGUGUCUCUACGGGCGACCACUCCUUCACUGCUCACGCCGACGGCAAAUACACCUACUGCUUCGGCAACCAACACUGGGGCGCCAAUACGAAGGAGGUUUCCUUCAAUGUGCACGGCGUCGUCUAUGUCAGCGAACACGACAUGCCCUCUGACCCUAUCGAAGCCGAAGUCAUCAAACUCUCAGAUAUUCUCAACCAAGUCAAGGACGAGCAACAAUACAUUGUCAUCCGUGAGCGAACCCACCGUAACACCGCCGAGAGCACCAACGCCCGUGUCAAGUGGUGGAAUCUGUUUGUCCUUGGUGUCGUCGUUGGCGAGUCCCUAUUCCAGGUCUGGUGGUUGCGCCGCUUCUUCGAGGUCAAACGGGUCGUAUAA